Molecule: messenger RNA, 914 nt
Organism: Sesamum indicum (sesame)
Lineage: Eukaryota; Viridiplantae; Streptophyta; Magnoliopsida; Lamiales; Pedaliaceae
Product: major centromere autoantigen B-like protein
Source: RefSeq, a predicted model, not a curated record
AAUAAAUAGGAGUCCGCUCUUCCCAUUCUUGCAUCAAGAAACCAAGAAAGUGAGUUGGAGUGAUCAAGCUUUGUAGCUACCAACUUUCGAGAAGAGAGAGUAAUCAGCCCACAAUUUUUUUCGAGUCAAGACAAUGUCUGAGCCGGAGUCCUGCGGUGGCUUGAAUGGGUCCGGCGAGGACAAUGCCGGGGGAGAAAAGGGCAAGAUGGUGGCGGAGAAUGUUGACACGAGUGAUGAAGAGACUACUGAUGAUCAAGAAGGUGAACCGGCGGCGGAGGAGGUUGACAACACCACCACCCGCCGCAGCACCCUCGACUGCUUGGCUUCACUGGAAGCAGCCCUUCCGAUGAAGAGGGGGCUGUCGAGCCACUACGAUGGGAGGUCGAAAACCUUUGGCAACCUGAGCGAAUUAUCCCUGGACAAUGCCAAAGACCUGGGGAAGAGAGAGCACGCCGUGAACAAGCGCCGCAGACUGCUUCUUGCCCACGAAUACCGCGAUAAACCCUUUCACCCUGGCGGCGGCGACGACGGCGGCAGCAGCAGCAGUUCCACCAUGACUCACACAUCGUCGAUGCCCCUUUUGCCCACUCUUCAUCACCAUCCCAAGAACGAAGAGGAUGAGGAGGAGGAGGAGGGGAAGAAAAAGAGCAGUGAUAGUGAGAAUCAAGAAAAUUAUGGCUAGUGAUCAUCAACUCUCAACUUAUCAUCACCCUCUUCAUUCUCAUCCCAAGUUAAUUUUCAGACACAAUUAUUGUUGUACAUAUACAUAUAUAUAGGAGAGAGUGAAAAUUCUUUGAUUGUUUAUGUUAAGGUAGCUUUGCAAUUCAUCGUUAACUGUUUUAGACAUAAUUGUUGUGCAUUUCAGACGAGCUACCAAUCACCAUUAGAUGUACUGACCAACUGUUGUUUGAUUA